UGAAAGAGCAGUUGGCUGUUGACUGUUGUGCUAGCUGGACGAAAUACUCGACCGAGUACAUUGUAAUUGCAUGCAUUCUGUAUUACCAGUAGUGACGCGCGACUCCUGAGUUUUGGAUUAGUUCGUAUUUGAAUGGUUUUCAUUGCUGGAUCUAAAUAACUUUAGACAUGGCGCCCAAGCAAAAGGCCAAGGGCCAGAAGGAGAUCUACAAGGGCAACCAGGAGACUCUCAAGUUCUACGCAGCCUUCACCGUAGUGCCAAAUGUUAUCUAUUUUCUAGUUUACUUUCUAUUUUACAGUUCAAGCUUCUCGUGGCUGAGAUGGAUUGGCUGGCUGCUGUCAGCUGCUUCUGCCACAGCAGGUUUUCUCAUGAUGUACACAAGCGCUAAGGCAUCUUUCUCCGCAAAUGGGCAGCUGGUGGAUGCUGGUCUAGACCUGGGCAUGACUGAAGGAAUGACAGAAUACAUCAAGGAUGUGGUCAUCUUCUCUGGUGCUGUCAUCGUUCUUGGUAGCGUGUCAGGUUACUUCCUUCUGCUCUGGUUUGUGAUCCCAGCGUUUAUGUUCUACCACUUGUGGAUUCAGUUCCUCUGGCCAUGGAUUCACGGUCCGGAAGGCGGCGAAGAGCCGAUGGCCGACCAGGGCAGGCGACGAUCACGAGUGCAAAAAGUUGUUCAUCGAUAAGAUGUCCUUGAUUACAAUUCAAUAAUUAUAUUGAUUUUGUGUUAUUCAUGAAAAAUGUGCUGUGGGUUUUUUUUAAAGAAGAUUCAGGUUGCUUAUUAUUUUCACAAGCUGCAGUGCAGUUCUAGAAGAUGUCAUGUGUGUGUAGAUGGCAAAAAUAACAAUGGUUUCACUGUUAAUAUGUAGCAGGAAGCAAGAGAAUACGAAUGUGCAGUCAUCAG
Messenger RNA from Sycon ciliatum, 898 nucleotides. RefSeq names its product transmembrane protein 208-like. The transcript has 6 exons. Lineage: Eukaryota; Metazoa; Porifera; Calcarea; Leucosolenida; Sycettidae. The record is from RefSeq and is a predicted model, not a curated record. The coding region runs from base 168 to 680 and encodes 170 amino acids. Gene Ontology annotation, biological process: vacuolar protein processing. Gene Ontology annotation, cellular component: intracellular membrane-bounded organelle.